This is a messenger RNA of Aspergillus saccharolyticus JOP 1030-1, 1030 nucleotides long. RefSeq lists its product as uncharacterized. The coding region runs from base 106 to 885 and encodes 259 amino acids. The record is from RefSeq and is a predicted model, not a curated record. The transcript has 3 exons. Lineage: Eukaryota; Fungi; Ascomycota; Eurotiomycetes; Eurotiales; Aspergillaceae.
CCGAGAACUAUUCUCACACCAUGGCCUGUGAUCAACCCGUAUUGCCUAGCUUACAACUCACAUCAGACCAACCCCUACGACAUUCACAGAAAGCCAACAAAAAUUAUGCUCAGAUAUAUUAUACGUCAUCUUAAAAGACUCUUUACCAGUCACAAAAAUGAUCGUUUUUCUCUGAUAUGUUCCUCUGCCAUGCAUGAAGUUAUGGAAGUUCACAGUUUUACAGCCACGUCAGAUGAACCUUACGCGUAUGGUCCAGAUGCGCUAAGUCAGCUAUUGUACAUCGAAAAGUACCAAGGAAUUGGCUGGGGGCUCGAGGAUGAACCUUACUUGAAAUUUAUUGGUCACUACGGUCAGCCGCCUGAACGCAAGUUCACUCAUUGGUCACGUACGUUCUUUAACACCUGGGCUCUGCCGCGGAGCAUGUUGGAACAAAUGGUGCCUGAAGAUGAACAAAUGUAUAUGGAAUCACAUUAUGGCUUCAAUUGGUCUCGGGUAUCAGUCGAGGCGAGGCUCAUUUCGGUGCCUACGUGCAGGGCACAUUGGACCAUGACUCUUGCUGGAGAUGGACAAAGUAUCAAUAUAUCCUUCGAAGAACAGGAAUUUCGAUAUUAUGACAAUUCUGUUUAUCAGAACACUGAUACUAUGGCUGUCUACGAGACCAAAGACUGCUCAGUGAAGGGACUAUCAGCGAACGUGUGGAUUCCGGAGCAUCUGAAGCAGCACAAUACUUGUCCUUGUGUGGAUUGGCUUUUUCUCAAUCUUUGGAAUUUUGACCGCUUGGGCUUUCUUAAUCUUGAUAAUGGAAGUGGCAACCAUCUUCUCACCUUCUUACAGGAGAAACAGAAUGAGGUUGUCAGCUCUGCUGAAAGCUAUUUUCAAUCUUGAUAUAAGCUCUAUUAUAUAUAAGUCUGUCUGCUUCUGCUCUUACUCAAUGUAAUUAGUUUCUGAUAUUGCGUUUCUAUUAUGGCUGAACCCUCAGGAUUACCAAAGAGUCAAUUCAAUAGCCUUGAACUCAUGAGGUUUAAUAAAC